Molecule: messenger RNA, 1139 nt
Organism: Magnolia sinica
Lineage: Eukaryota; Viridiplantae; Streptophyta; Magnoliopsida; Magnoliales; Magnoliaceae
Product: probable aquaporin SIP2-1
Exons: 3
Coding region: 33-758 (241 amino acids)
Biological process (GO): transmembrane transport
Cellular component (GO): membrane
Molecular function (GO): channel activity
Source: RefSeq, a predicted model, not a curated record
GAGAGAGAGAGAGAGAGAGAGAGAGAAUCUCAAUGGUCAGGAUUCCAGUUAUCUUGGCAGACUUCAUCAUCUCAUUCAUGUGGGUGUGGUCAGGAGCUCUGAACAGGAUCUUUGUCUACAAGACACUGGGCUUAGGAUCUCAACCCAAUGGAGAGAUGAUCAAGGGGUCCCUCUCUAUCCUGAUCAUGUUCUUCUUUGCGUGGCUGGGGAAGGUCAGUGGAGGUGGGGCCUACAACCCUCUCACUGUCUUGUCUGGUGCUGUCUCUGGGAGCUUGGGUGGGUUCCUGUUGGCUGUGGGUGGGAGAAUUCCUGCUCAGGUAAUUGGAUCUAUAAUUGGAGUGAAGCUCAUCAAAGAAACCUUUCCUGAAGUAGGACACGGGCCACGUCUGAAUAUCGAUAUCCAUUGGGGAGCGUUGACGGAAGGACUACUCACAUUCGCGAUCGUGAUCCUUUCACGUGGGCUUGCAAAGAGCAAUCCCAGCAGUUUCUUCAUCAAAACAUGGAUUACGAGCGUCUCAAAACUCUCUCUCCAUAUACUAGGUUCGGAUUUGACUGGUGGAUGCAUGAACCCUGCCUCUGCCAUGGGAUGGGCAUUCGCUCGUGGGGACCACAUAACAAAGGAGCAUUUGUUUGUAUACUGGCUUGCACCGGUGGAGGCGACUCUUUUGGCUGUGUGGACAUUCAAGUUGCUUGUUCAGCCCCACAAGAAGCAGAAACAGCUGGAAGAGGAGAAGGUUGCCAAGACCAAAUCAGACUAAAGGAAUUUCAGCGUGAGUAAUUGCAGGAUCCUCAAAUGUAUGCUUGUGUUUUCAUGACUGGGACCCAUGUUCAUGUGAUCCAGACCAUUGGUCUGAUGUGUUCCACCAUGGAUAGGCCACAUGCCAUGAAAAUCUCCGAGAUUGGAGUAUCCUAGCUACCACUAUUGGGGAUCUUUUGAGCCUAAGAUCCAAAUGUUCGUUUAAAGAAAUUGUUGGGGUCAUCCAUCUAGGGUGGAUUCAACAUUCCAAUGGUCUAGAUUACCGAACCAUGGGCCCCAAUUAAUCAGUUGUUAACUUGAAACCUGAGUAUACUGCUCAAAUCAUCAAGUUGGUGAUCCUGUAAUUACUCUUUCAGCAAUGGAUGUGAAUUCUCAUUUUUCA